Molecule: messenger RNA, 3657 nt
Organism: Fonsecaea erecta
Lineage: Eukaryota; Fungi; Ascomycota; Eurotiomycetes; Chaetothyriales; Herpotrichiellaceae
Exons: 5
Coding region: 1-3657 (1218 amino acids)
Biological process (GO): DNA-templated transcription
Molecular function (GO): DNA binding; zinc ion binding
Source: RefSeq, a predicted model, not a curated record
AUGGGAUCAAUGCUUGAAGAUUUGAGCAAGCCCAUUGAUGUCAUUGUUGUUGGAUCCGGGGUUGCUGGCGUCUCGGCCGCCAUCGAGGCAGCAGUCCAAGGGUCAGAGGUGGUCGUUCUCGAGGCUCAAAGCAAUCUGGGAGGAGCUUCCAUAAUCAGUGGAGGAGCAUGCUGUUUUGUUGGCACCUCGCUCCAACAGGAACAGAAAGUCCAAGAUUCCGUCGAGCUGGCACUUUCCGACUGGGUCACGUUCGGAGGCCCGACCGCAGACAUUGCCUGGGCACGCAAAUACCUCGAACACAGCCGCGUCGACGUGUGCGAAUGGCUGGAGAAUAUGGGCGUGCGCUGGACAACGCUGAUGCAGCCCGAAGGCAACAGCGUGCCACGGUGGCAUCUCCCUGAGGGCUGGGGCCGGGCGAUCAUGUCAAGGUUGAUCGAACGGGCAAAGGCUCUCGGGGUCAAUUUCAAGACUCGUGCUUGUGUGAGACGGUUGAUCGUCGAGAACGAGACCGUGAAUGGGGUCGACGUUCUAUUCAAUGGUGCUCUGCACACGCUCCUUGCGGCAAAUGUCAUUGUAACCACAGGAGGCUUCUCGGGGAACAUGGCCAAAGUGAUGGAUUGGGCUCCCUGCUUGCGAAGCGUCUCACGAGUUCUCAGUGGAGGCUCCGUCGCGGCCAAAGGGCUGGGACAUGACAUGCUCUUCAGAGAUGCUGGAGCCGAUCUGGUCUGCUUAGAUCAUAUCUGGGUGUAUCCGGUCGGUACACCAGACCCGACUGACCCCGAAGGGAAGCGGGGGCUGGGAGUGCGAGGUUUUCGAACGGACAUUUGGCUGAAUAGCGAGGGGCGGCGAUUCCACAACGAACAUCUCAAGGGACCUCGCUCGGGAACGCCAGCCUUGCUAUCCCAGCCCGAUCAGACAUUGUGGGCGAUUUUCCCGCAAUCCGAUAUCGACAACCUAGAAAUCAUCAACAAUCCGGAAUUCUUUCCACCACCUCUUGCUGGACACACGCCCGCAGCGGUGAAGAGUUUCUGGGCCGAUUCAGCACACGCCUGGCUGGCCAAGGAUAUUGGUGAAUUGUGCCAGGCUACUGGACUACCAGUCGACAAUGCGCGCGAAGCCAUUGAUGCGUUCAAUGCCGAUAUCAUUGCCGGUCGAUCGCAGGAUUCCCGAUUCGGUCGUCCUCUCGCUGGUCUCGUACCUCUGACAGAGAAUCUUGCAGCUAUCCAGCUAUACCCGAUGGCGCAAAAGACUUUUGGCGGCGUGCGCACGGAUCUGGAGUGCCGAGUGCUCAACCAGUCGAACAGGCCGAUAUCCGGACUUUACGCUGCGGGGGAAGUAGCAGGGAUGGCGGGAGGAUGCAUCAAUGGACGGGCUGCGCUUGAGGGGACAAUGUACGGACCCUGCGUCUACUCGGGCCGAGUUGCUGGGAAAGCUAUAGGCUCCCUCCGUACAGCGACGCAGCCAGAAAGUACGAUCGAAAGACCGCCCUCGGACGGUGGUGCUCUGCCUUCCAGUGAGCAUGACCUUGCUGAGCGCGUACGGAGGCUCGAACAAGCUCUGCUAGCAAGGGGAGAUCAAGCGCCGCCCCGUCAAGACAGUGCGACUCGACGAAGCGACUGGGAAUCGUCUACCUCAGACGGUCGAAAUCCCGUUCGAGUGCAGGACCAAACAAACCAUGAGGCUGACCUUCAGCAAGACCAGGAGAUCGUUGAACAUCCUGCGUCUGGCACAGAGGUCAGGCUUCAGGCUCAGGAAUUGCUUGUGAACUCGAACGAAUACUUACUCCUGGGCACUGCACCUCAGUACGAACCAUUACCUGUCGCAGAGCUGGUUCAAAUUUUGCCCAAUCGCACCAACGCGAGAAGACUCUUUGGAUUCUACGUGGACAACAUAAACUGGGACCAACACAUCAUUCAUGUCCCUACCACAUCCCGCCACCUAGAGCUCAUAUACGAUCAGCUCUCUGAGGGCAUAAAACCGGAGGGCGUUCGGGUAGCUCUCAUUGCAGCAAUAUUUGCAGUGGCGGCAUAUUUCUGGCCCGAUUCACCCCCUUCAGAACCAACAUUACAUGAUGCGAAGAGUUGUUGCCGGAAGUGGAUUCUCCUGAUCCAGCAUGUCCUAGUCGAGUCCAACCAUCUGAGCUUCCCCACGCUCGAAACACUCCAAGCAAAGAUGCUUCUCACGCACUUUCUGCCGAUAUUUCCGCUCACGACCGGACGCAGAAGCCAACAAACCCAGCUGGUCAAUGCGGCACACAUGCUUCAAAUUCAUCUCGUUGACUCUCCUCGUGAGCGAGCCCUUCGUGGGAAGGGUACCCAGGACCUGAUCGAUCUGGAGGUCAAGCGAAGGGUGUGGUGGAAUAUCGUGGCGGGCGACUGGAUGUUGUCAUUCAUGACCGGGCCUCAGCAAGGCACGUACAUCGUACACCCCGAUCAGAUGAACGUCGAGUUUCCGAGCAAUGUCGACGACAAAGAUAUCACGGCUGAGGGGAACUACGACGAACCCGUCCUCGGCUCGCCGACCGAAAUGACUUUCACCAUCGCGAAGAUCCGCGUCAGCACCGUAAUCCGUGAGCUCAUAGAUACGGCUAAUAAAGCCAAGGUGAACGUUGACGAGCUCGACUAUGAGCAGAUUUUGGUGUUUGACAAGAAGUUGAACGACGUCUAUGACUCGCUGCCACCGUAUUUCCGAUACGAGGACGCAAGUCGACCGUACGUCCAGGAGAUCUACAACGCGCGCCCGUAUCUCGAACGACAGCGAAACUUUCUGUUGUUUGGACUCUACAUCCGGCUUUCGCUGCUCCAUCGUCCGUUCCUGACCCGCUCCUACAAGGAGCCGCGGUACCGCUAUAGCCGGAUGGUGUGUCUCCGGUCGGCACGCAUUGUGAUCGACCUCCACAAAGCCAUGAGAGAAGUCAGUUCCGGACGCAUGUGGCUCGUCAUGUACCAUGUUUUCGUCGCCACCACCACGUUGGUCAUGGACUAUGCCUGCCAACGAGACGACCCACAAGCGGCGACGGAACGCAAGCAGGAAAUCCUCAAUUGUUACCGGAUCCUCGAGGCGGGAGAGGAGCGAGAUCCGGAAGUGAAGGAAGGCCUGGCUACGCUCAAGCGUAUCACCAACGAGUGGAGGAUGAGGAGUGAUUCGGCGCUAUAUGCCUCAAUGGCGAGAAGGCUGCCGGACGAGGUGCCUCUUAUGGCCUCGACUCAACCCCGACCGAGACCAGAAAUACACCCGCAGUCUCAACCUCACACACAGGGUCAUUCCCACCACCCAACCCAUUCAGCAAGCCUGACGCUGAGCGGCAAAAGAACGACAGCGGCAACGGCAACACCUACGAUGAGACCGCCGACCACUACCACCACGACGCGCGACCCAUAUCUUUUCGGAGCAUCCGACGCAACACAUAACACCGAUAUGACGACCCUGCUCUCCGACCGGUCCACGUGGUCCAUCGACACGACGCCGCCACGCUAUAUCGGGCCCGAAGCCCCUCAGAACGGGACGGAAAUAGAAGCCGGCCUGGGGUCCGGGUGUCCACCUAUCCCGGACCUGUGGUUCCCACACUUUGACGCGGACUUGGACCCGACGAACAAUCUGCAGUGGGAAUCGCUGUUCCGGGACCUGGACAAUCAACAGACCCGGCUCGGUCUUUGA